Messenger RNA from Thamnophis elegans (Western terrestrial garter snake), 8626 nucleotides. RefSeq names its product centromere protein F (gene CENPF). The record is from RefSeq and is a predicted model, not a curated record. Gene Ontology annotation, biological process: metaphase chromosome alignment; regulation of G2/M transition of mitotic cell cycle; mitotic cell cycle. Gene Ontology annotation, cellular component: spindle pole; nucleus; chromosome, centromeric region. NCBI's taxonomy places the organism in Eukaryota, Metazoa, Chordata, Lepidosauria, Squamata, Natricidae. Gene Ontology annotation, molecular function: microtubule binding; transcription factor binding; protein homodimerization activity.
UCGAGGGAGAAAGUGGCAAAUUUGAAUGUGUAGCGGCGCUCGAGGAAAAGAAAGUGAAAAAGAAUUUGGAGCGUUGCUGGAUUCUUCGGGGAAAGGAGAGUGAAAUCUGGUGACAUGAGCUGGGUUGUGGAAGAGUGGAAAGAGGGUCUUUCCACCAGAGCCCUUCAGAAAAUUCAUGACCUUGAAAGUCAAGUUGAGAAAUUUAAAAAGGAACGUCAGCAAAGGCAAUUUCAACUGGAAUCUCUGGAGGCAGCUUUGGAAAAACAGAAGCAGAAGGUGGAUAAGGAAAAAAAUGAAGGCGCAACCUUAAAGAGAGAAAAUCAGAAUUUGAUGGAACUUUGUGAUAACCUAGAGAAAAACAAGCAGAAACUUUUUCAUGAACUUCAGACGAAAGAAUCACAAAUUAACUUUCAAGAAGGACAGCUCAUUUCAAGCAAGAAACAGGUUGAAAGUUUAGAGCAAGACCUUAAAAGAUACAAAUCUGAACUGGAAAAACAAACAAAGACCUUUGGCAGUGGAGAUACAUCUUUUGAAAACACACCACAGAGAAGCAACACUUGCUCUCCAGCAACAAUCUACAAUGAUUCAAAAAUCCAAGAACGUCAAAGAAAAUCCUGCUUUGAAAUUGAAGAAAGAAAACACCUGGAGGCAGAACUGAAGAGCAUGACGAGUGAAAAGAAAACCAAUGCCUUGCAUUCAGAAGGUAAUAUAACUCGCAGAGAAAUUGCUCGGCACCAAGCUUCCUCAUCUGUAUUCUCAUGGCAACAAGAGCAAACUCCAAGCCACCCUUUGCCCAGCCAUCGAGAAACUCCUCAUAGCAGUGGGUCAGCCAAGUCAAAAUUUUCUUUGGAAUCUGCAAUAACUCCUAGUCCUAAUAUUAUAAAAUUAACCAAGAAAGAUUUCAUCAAUUGCAAUGUCACCAAUAGCAGCCAGGACUCUUCAAUUGCUGAGCAACUGAAAACUCAGAACCAAGAGCUAAGGUGCAGAAUUCAGGAACUAGAAAAUAAAUUACAAAUUCAGACACAAGACAUGAAAGCCAAGGUUAUGAAGCUUCAGGAUAAUCAGCUGCAAGUGGAAAAGAUGCAGAUGGAAUUAACUGAAAAAGAGAAAACACUGAACAAAGCUAGAAAUGAAAUAAUUAAAAUUAAUAUACAACUGGAUCAAACGACUGAUCAGCUUACAGCAAAGGAGAAAAAGUUCAGAGGACUCUCAAAUGAGCUAAACUGUCAGAAGCAAAAUUUUGAAAGUGUGCAGUGUGCUUUACAACAGAAGAUUAAGGACAAGGACCAAGAGGCAGCUGUUUCAGCCACUGCCAAAGACAAUCAGGAGCUGAAAUUCAUGCAGAGGACAGAGAGUCAGUUCAGUAAGAUUUUCACAACAAAACAACAGUUUGAAAAAAAUGCCAGGGACUGUGCACAGAAAUUAAGUCAUCUUGAACAAGCCACAAAAAUGAUGCAAUUGAAGGAAACAGAAUUGAAAGAAAAUUAUGAGGAAAUUAAGAAGCGAAAUAGCUUUCUCAGCUGCCAGACUGCUGAACAACAGCAAGAAAUUUCUCAACUGAAAGAAGAACUCUGUAGUACUAAACUAUCCCUACAGCAGAGUCAGCAUUUUGCUGAAGACCUGAAAAAUAAAAAUUGCUCACUGGAAAAAGAAUUAAAAUUGCUUGAAGAAAAACUGAACAAGCAAGAUAAUUCUGUCAGUUUAGAAAAAAUGAGACUUGCUGUUUCUAAUGUUGAACAUGAACGAGAUUCUCUCCAGCAAAUUGUGAAGGACAAAGAAAAUGUAAUUGAAGAGCUCAAUAUGAAACUGGAAAACACAGAAACUCUGCAGAAAACUGCUUUAGAAUGCGAAGACCUUAAGAAAGAGAUUAUGAUUCUUUCUCAGUGGAAAAGCAAAAGCAAACAACUCUUGAAUGAACUAGAUUUAGAAAAAGAAGAACUAAUGAGCAAAAUACGCAGUUUGGAAAGUGCUUUAAACACUGAGCAACUUAAACAUCAGGAAAAGGAAAUUGCUCUCAAAGUUGAACAUGAACAAUUUAGUGAACAGCUAAACAUUUUUGAGCAGGUGGUGAAAGAAAAAACAAUUGAACUGGAGGCACAAAGGAAAGCCUAUAGUGACCUCCAACAAAAAACAGCAAUGUCUGAGGAAAAACUACAGAAAGAGAGAGAAAACAAUUCACUGAAAUUAUUUGAGUUCACCAGAGAAGUGGACACCUUGCAGAAAAGACUCAACUCUGAAGCAAAUGAAGUGUUAAAAAGGGGAGAAUGUAUUGUCUCCCUUGAAGCAUCCUUAGCUUCUUACAUGCAAGUAAAUGCAUUCCUUCAGAAGCAGGUUGAAGAACUGGUCCAAACCAGGGAUGAAAUAGAAAGAAGAUUUGCUGAAAGAGACGAUCCAAAGCAACACAUCUUCAUUCAGGAAAUGAAGCAGCAGAUCAGUGAAUUACAAGAAACGGUUCUCCAAAAGGAAGGCCUGCUUUCCGAAGCAUUAGCAGCUCUUGAAGGAAAAAACAAGAAUCUACAAAAGUUGAUUGAGGAAUCAAAUAGGCAACAAACAGAGAUUCUGGAUUUAAAAGAGGGUAAUGUGCUGUUUAAUAAUGUGCAACUAAAAGUUAUGGGCUCAAAGGAGCCAAAUUUAUCUAUCAAAAUAUCCUCAGAACAAGGUGAAAUCGAAGAACUUCAGAAUGAAAGUUCCAUGCUUGAGAAUACUGUCAAUAUUUUGGAAGAAAAAAACACCAAGCAAGACAUUUCCAAAAGUUGCAAAGAAAAGAAGGAAAGCCUUUUGGAGUUGUCACAAAGAAAGCAAGAGGGGAGCUUGUUGCUGCCAGAAGCUGAUGAAGAAGUAGAAAGGAAAAGUACAAAGGAAGAUUAUUUAGAAAGUGUAAGGAAUCAGACUUGUCAUUUGAAGGUGCAAAAAGCCAUAUUUGAUACACAAGAAAAACAGUUUAUGAACAAAUGUGAACAGGUGCAGAAUAAGCCAAUGUCCUUGGAGAAGAAAAAGAAUACUUUACUUUGGCAACUUGAAAAAAGACACUCAGUAUCUGAAGAAACUAAUAGUUUAAGACAGGAGGGAACAGGAGAAAAUAACAGGCCCUCUUCUGUAAAUAUCUUGCUGCAAACACUGGUCUCAGAAAUGAAAGUAAGUGAACAUGCAGCGCUUGACUUUGUUUUAAAUGAACCAGCAUUGGAACAGCUGAGGGUAUUUGUAGAAGAAAGAGAGAAUGAACUUAAGAAGUAUAAAGUGAAGCUUGAACUGCUUCAAAUGGACCUUGAAGACAGAGAAAUUUCUUUAGAAAAUUAUGCUGAUCAGAUAAAGGACUUGGAGAUGAUAUUGAGAUCUAUGGAGAUAAAAAUGGAAGAAAGUGACAUGGAAAAAGAGAAGUUGCUGCAUCAAUUACAAGUACUUAAAGAUUUGCAAAAUUCAGCCUUCAAGAUGACAGAGAGAAGUGAAGAUGACGAAUCACCAAUGUGUUUCAGUGCUGUUAUCAAGGACAAUUUUAACCUACAGAAAGAUGCCAAGUGUUCAUCAGUUCCUCAUGAUCUGAUGCCCAGCCAAAAUGAUUAUCUCCAAUUAGUAUCCUCCCUACACAUGACAAUGAGCAAGCUAAAUGAAUUGGAGAAAAUGUGUGAACACCUGCAGAAAGAAGACUCAACAUUAGCAUCACAGCUGAAAGACUCACAGUUGGAAUGCAUCAUAAACACAGAUAUUAUGAGAAAAGAAUUAAUAGAAAAAAUGGAUAGGCUGAAAGUAGAGACUAUUUCUGUUUCUGAUAAAUUAAGAGAGAAGAGUAAAAUGGAAUCUGAUAUGAAGGAAGACUUAAUAACUCCAGAAGGUUAUGAGGAAUUUGAUUACAAAUAUUUGAAAUUAAUCAACAAAGAAAUCAAAACACAGUUGAAUGAAAUCAAGGAAAAGAUCUUUUCUUUGAAAAACAAAUAUGAAAUUUUAGAUAUUCAAAACCUGAAUAUGGCCUUUGAAUCAUCAGAGUUGGAAUCCUACAAUGAAAUGUUUAAAGAUAAAAAUAUUACAUUGCCAAUAAAUCUCAGCAAAGUUGGGCUGGUUUCUUUUCCAGCCCAGAUGACAGUCAAUAAAGAAUGUAAAGCAUAUGGACAUUUUUGUAUGGAGACUCUGCAUGAUAGUGAAAUCUUCCCAAGUACAAAACGAAUUUUUAUGGAGUCUGAUUUGGACAACGGUGUGUCAUCAACUGAAAUGGAACAACCACAUCAAAAGAGACAAAUUGAUUUGGAAGGUACUCCUGAACAAUUUAAUAUUGCUGAUGAAUUAUAUAGCAAUGAUGCCUGGACCUUCCCCACUAAACUAAUGACUAUCUCCCAAUAUUUUCAAUGUGAAUAUUGUGAAAACUCCUUUAAGAUGCUUAAGGAAUCAUUUAGAUCUCAUAAGAUUCUGGAAAGUAAGGAGAUAGAAAAGAUUCAAGAGCUGUUCCUUUCUGCAAAGAAGGAAGUAGAUGGUCUACAAAAACGCAGUGUAGCUGGCAAUGAGCCCUGGCGACAAAAAGUUCAUAAAGUGAUCCUGAAAGUGGCAUCUGAACUUCCAGCUGAGAAGAAAUUUCCUGAGCUGUUCCCUCAAAAACAAGGAGAGCUACCAAAUCUUCAUUUAACUUCUCACCCAAUAACUUGUGAUGAUGCUGGCCACCCAACUUCUGCUGAUCCACCACCCUUUUGCUAUUUGAAAAUGGAUAGUUUUCUUGGGGAAAGCCUUGGACUUAAAGCUGUAAAUGAUCAAGCAGUAAAAACCUAUGAACCAAACAGAAGACAAAAAAUUUCUGUGUAUGUAGCAGAUAUAAUAUCUAGAGAAAAAUACCUUCCACAACUCAAAGCAAAUUAUCCAUUCAUACGUUCUUCAAGAUGUCCUCUUCAGUCAUCAUUUUUCCCUUCAAAUCUCAGCACACACACAAAGUUGAUAAACCCCACAGAAAACCAGAAGGCCAUUGAAAUGCAUUGGUUAUCAAUAAAGAAAGCUGAUGAUAACAAUUCUAAGUUUUCCCGUGAGGAAAGCAAUAAAAUGAUGAACAUGGCAGUUGAGUAUCUUCAUUCAGAUUUGAAUUCAAAGAAUACAGAGUUGACUGAAAAGGAGGUUGCUUGUGGUGGAUAUAACAAAAGAGCUGCGGUUCUUGAACAAGAAAAGGAAGACUUGAGUGAGCUGCUCCAAACUGUAACUUUUGAUACACCGCAAUUAUAUUUUAAUCUUAUGAUUCUUGAGCUAGAACUUAAUAAGGUAAAAUCUGAACGGGGAGUGUACAAAAGCAGAUUGCCGGAUACAACACAUACUUUAAAAGAAUUGCAAAUGAUCAAAGCAGACAAUAAUGAGAAGCUUUUUGAAGCUGAAACCGAACUGAGCAGGGUAAAAUCUGAGAAAGAAAAUUGCAAAGUUUACACCUUGUCCAUGGAGACAGAUACCAAAAAACGUCUAUCAAAAAGUAAGCAAUUGGAGCAAGAAAAACAAAUCAACAUAAAAAAUAUUUUUGGCCUUCAGGAGCAACUAAAGAUUAUCACUGCAGAGAGAAACCAAUCUAGUCAAGAUCUGACUACUUUAUUAAGGGAUAAAGAAGCAUUGGAUCAGGUGUGCAACAAAAUGAAUAUAAAAGAGCUUGACUCAAAUCAAAUGGAUUCUAUUGAAUUUAUCAAAGUAUUGGAAGCUGAAGAUAAAACCCAAGCAAAAUUGCUUCCAGCUGUUAAGGCUGCAGAGGAUCAAUUAUCACAUGAAAAUGUUUGCUAUAUGUCGCAGUGCCAGAAUCUGGACAGAGUUAUGAGGGAUCUCAUGUUGGAAAAAGAGGCAGCAGAAAUUCAAAUAAAAAAUCUGACUGAGGCAAGAGAAGUGAGCCUUAGAAAAUACGAAAUCCUACACAGCAAGCUAAACAUAUCUGAGGCCAAAAAUGCCAAGAUAUCUAAGUCCUUGGAAGGUUCACUAGCAGAAAAAGGUGAACUUGCAGCACGGCUAAAUUCUGCACAGGAAGAAGCAAAUCAUUUGCGACAAGGCAUUGAGAAGCUGAAAAUAAAAAUAGAAUCUGAUGAAAGGAGCAGGCUUCGUCUGGCUGAAAAGUUAAAAGAAAGCAAUCGAAAAGCUGACACUCUCGCAGACAAAAUUGAGUAUCUGGAAAGAGAAUUAGAUAUGUCAGAGGAGAAUUUGGAAGAUGCAAUUCUUAGAAUGGAGGCAGCUAAAGCAGAGACUGAAAUAAUGAUGGCUGAGAUAGAAAGGAUGCGUGUGAGCCAACAACAUUUAGAAGGUGAAGCCAAAGUCUUUAGGUCAGAGAAAGAGACUCUAGAGAAAAACAUGAAAGAAAAACAAGACAAAGUAACUUGUUUAGAAGUUACUAAUUUUACAUUAGUAAAUCAACUGAAAGAGAAUGAAAAAGAGAAGGUUCAAAUUAGAGAUGAAUGUGAGAAUGCACUAAGAUUAAAGGAAUCCCAGCUAAAAAAAAUAUGUGAAGAAAAUAAACUUCUUUAUAGUGAGAAAGAAACUUUCAAAUCGAAAGAACAGGGUGUUGUUUGUGAAAUUACUUCCCUCAAACAUGACAAUAUGCAGUUGGUUGGAUAUCUGGAAGAAGCACAGUCCAGUAGCUCUAAAGUACAGCAGUUGAUGGAAGCUUUCAUCCAGGAACUACAAAGCUUCAAACAAACACUGAAUGAAAAUGUUUCUGUUUUUGAGCCGUUAGUCAAAAAUGAAUCUUUGCAAGCUAUCCAAGAUGACUUACAGGUGUCUUUCAAACAUAUCAAAGCAAAUAUAGAAGUCACACCAUGUGAAAAAAACAUCUUUGAAAAGACCAACAGCCUAAAUCAAAUGCUUCAACUCCAAGAAGAGUAUGAUUCUUUCUGUCAUUCAAUUCAAUUGUGUUUGGACGCCUAUAAAAUGCUAAAGCAGGAAAAAACAGUAAUGGAGAAGCAAAUUCAUGAACUUGAAACUCAGAUGAAGAUGAUAGAUCCACGUUUUCAGGGGGAUGUUGGUGCAGAAGAAAUCAGGUUGGAGCUAGAAGAAUUGAAAGAAUCGGUUGAGGAGAAAACCAAAGAGGCAAAUCACAACUUGGAAAAGUAUUGUGUACUGGUAAUCAAGCAUGAUAAAUUAGAAGAAGAAAAUGAGAUGCUAAGGACACAGGUCUCGCUGUUAAACACUUCUCUCAAGCAGUUAUUAAAUGACACCAGUUCCUCUCUCCAAAGUUCUCAAAACCCAGUGGAAAUCAACAGGCUUCUUACAGAAAGAGCAGAUGUGUCUAAGAUCAUUAAGAAGAGAGAAAGGUGUGAAGAAAACAAAGUCAAUGAAUACAGCUGUUCUUGCAUUUCUCAUCAAGCAUCCUUAGAGCAAGGAAUGGAUUCCUGUCUUUUCGGUUCUAGCUUGAAAUCACCAACAUCUGUUGAUAACUCACAAAUAACAGAGAAGAUGAAAACAGAGAAUCUUAAAACAACAGCAGAGGGCAGCAGACUACAAAAGAUGAACCAUAAUCAAGUUGAUAGUUUGGAUCAGGAUUUUGUUCCCAGAUCCCCCCUUUCCAUCUCUAACCAGUCACCUCAAGUGGUUGCUGAACAAUCUGCCAAGCAUCUUGAUAUAAGUUACUUUCCAAAUACAGAAGAAAAUGAUUUGGACAAAGCCUGCCAUGUACAAUAAAUCAGGACUGGGUUGGUUUUAGAUUUGAAAUCCUAGCAGCAAAGAAUGAUUCAGAAUAUAAUGCUAAGAAUUGUCUUCAUAAGCUUCUCUAACCCCAUGUCCUAUGCAAGGGGAGAAUCCUGUUUAUGAUUGAUGUGUAACAAAGGGAAGGCAUGUCUGCUCCUAGGAGCUGGGAUGGCACAGUUGUUAGAAUGCGCUGUCACAGGCUAACUGCCCACUGCCUGGAUUCGAUCCUGAUCAGCUAAGGGUUGAUUCAGCCUUCUAUCCCUCUGUAGUCGGUAAAAGGAGGACCCAGACUGUUGGGGGGCAAUAUGCUGAUUCUAAACCCGCCCAGACAAUGCUGGAAAGCACUUUGGAGUUGUAUAUAAGUCUAAGUGCUAUUGCUAUCCCAGCAUUCUGGAAUAUGCAUUAUAAGGACACAUUUGUAGCCACAAAAGGUUUCAUUUUUACAAGCUGUGAGGUUUUGCAUAUAACAGUAAAUUAUGUUUGCUGUGUGUGCCUGAACAAAGGAGCUUGAAGAAAAUGAACGGCUAAGUUGCUCCAUUUUACCAAAACAUUCAAUUUCAUUUUAGUUAAUUCUUAGAUUAUAUUUAUUAUGUGCAAAUAAUGAAUGGCAAUGUAAAGGAACCUCACUUUCUGAAGAAAUUGCUAAUACAUGCAUACAGUUCAGACAUUUAUGGGUAUUAGACAAUCCAGAAAGAAAAAGCUGGCUAUAAACCAUGAACUAUAAUUUAGCACUUUGUAUGUAAUCAAUGCCAUUUUUUCAUAAUAUUUUCAUAGAGAAAGACCCCUCCCUAAAAAAGUAAAUCCUAAAAUAAAAUGUCUCGUUUCCAAGAACUUUUUAAACAAAAUAGAGUUGCUGGACAGUGAGAUGGUGGUAGACCUAUUGUAUAAUAAAUAAAAAUGAAAAACAAAUAGCCACUGCCCAAAUCCUGCUAGUCCCUUCCCUGGAUCUUUAUUUGGGAAUUUUGAAAAAAGAAAAAGGCAAGCACCAAGAAAGAGCAAGAGCACUUAG